UUUAUGUUUUUGCACAACAUCACUUAUCAUGCUGUUUCUCGUACGACAUCGCGAAAUAUUUCAAGAGAUUUGCUGAUGUCGUCAAAUGUGUGUAUGACGGAUGAUUUUUAUUUUAUUUUGCAACGGAAACGUUUGCUAGUGUAUUAUAACUCUUGCAUUUUAGGAUUCAUGUGAGUCACCCCCUUUGUCUACCUCUUUUGUGCAACUACUUGAAAGAAAGUUGUGAUGUGCCUCUUCUCCCACCCUCACACACCAUCUUCCCUUCCCUCGCGUCUUUUUUUAUAAGCUCCCCUGCCUUCCAUACGUCUCUGCCAUCCGGCCCUGCCCUGUCCACUCCACCAAACCACCGGAUCACCCGAGCCAUGGUCGGCCCCUCACCGUCGCCGUCCGGCAGCAGCCGCCGUCUGUCGGAGCUCCUGGAGGAACAGCAAGAGCCCUUCUCCCUUCACCUCUACCUCCUCGAGAAGGGCUGCUCCCCCACCACCCUGGACCCGGCCGGAGGCUGCGGCGUUGCGUCCUUACCUUGCUGGCCGAGGAGCAGAGGCACCUCCCCGGCGCCGAGGCGGGUGACGGUCAGCAAGAGAACGCCCGCCAGCGGCCUCCUCUCCAAGUUCCUCCACGGCACGGCGGCGCCUGCAUCCACGAAAAGAAAGAAGAAACUGCGGUCGGCCGCCAUUGGCCCGUGCUCCGUCGAAGGCGAGAAGACGGCGAGCAAAAGAAAGAACGCCGUCGAGGCACGCAGGGCUGAAGCAAAGGACGACGAGGGAGAAAGCUACGACGACGACGACGACGACUCGUCAAAGCAGCUGAGCCCUGUGUCCGUCUUGGAGCGCCGGCCAUUCGAGAAGCCGCCGCGGGCGUACGCCGAGAAGGCCAUCGUCGUCUUGAGGGAGCUCCUGGACGCGGCACGCAAGCCCGCGUUGCUCCAGCGGAAAGUUGCCAUAGAAAGCAGCAAGUCCGGCGAUGUCCUCAUGGAGACUUCAACAACGACGACGACGACGCCGGCGCCGCCCCCCGCACCGGCGCCCGCGAGGACCGACCGUGCUACCAGCGUAGCACAUUUGAACCAGAUGUUUGAGGCCAAGGAGCACGACCUCGUACCGUUGGACAUGCCCGGCGAGAGGGGGGAUGCUGGGCUGGGGCGGUGGGACGUCGGUGCCGAGCUAGCGGUUGCUGUGCUCGAAGAGCUGACGGAGGAGGUGGUGGUGGAGCUGAUGGGGAUGGUCCACCAUGAAGAUGCCAAUACCAUCGACGUGAAGCAGUGUUGGUUGCUACCGAACUGCUGAUGUUGUGGAUAUAUUGUCCAUUAUAUGCCUUGAUGUUGGUGUUCUGAUUAUGAUGUUUAACACUAUAGUAUUGUACUUGCUAAUAUUACUGUAAAUAAAGAUUCGCUAACUGGUUUUUAAUAGAGUCAACUGUG
This is a messenger RNA of Aegilops tauschii subsp. strangulata, 1420 nucleotides long. RefSeq lists its product as uncharacterized. The record is from RefSeq and is a predicted model, not a curated record. Lineage: Eukaryota; Viridiplantae; Streptophyta; Magnoliopsida; Poales; Poaceae.